CGUGUUACUCUUAGUUACCAAAAACGCUUUGGGGAAAGACUGGCAGUUGGGACAUCACAAAAAAACAAGUUCCAACUGACUUAAGCAGUCAUGGCAGAGUGUGCUUUCCAUCAAGAGGCGCGAAGGCGCCAGGCGAACCUUGAUAGGCAACAAGAAGCAAGGAAAAGGUUUAUAGCUAGACAGUCGCAGAACAUGAGUGGUGCACUGGAUCCAAACCUUUCAGGCGGUAACGACGCUAUAAUGUUUUCAGGAGCUGAUAAUUUUGACACAAAAAGGAAUAAGAACAAUUGGAUGGGGACAGAAAGGGACAAAAGGCAGUAUGACCACAGUCGUAACGGCCCUCUGUUAGACAGCACCUGGCACAACCUGCGCCGACAGCUGUUCAACAUAGGAAUGGUCACUCCCAUUACCACCACUGGCAAACCAACCAGCUUCCAAGACUUGCAGCAAGUCCGUGUGCUCUCCCCAAAGAGAUAGGUUCCAUCUAUGUAACCAAAGACCAUAAGACAAUAUCCUAACCAAAAUACUAUUACCCUACAGCUGCUGAAUAUUUGUACAAUUCUAGAGCAGAGCUUUUAAUGUUAUUUUCAAAUAAUCUUUGAAGUCAUUAUUUUCACCUUUACACAGUAAAAUCCCAGUUCACCUUACCGUAUUCCCAUGUCUUAUCAGUAUUAACGUUUACGCUGUCACUUGCUGUUGUGUUUUUGUUUUAUAGUUUCACAGAUAUAUAUAUCAAAGUUAAUGCUAUUUAUAGAUUUAUAUGCCUGCACAUUUUUAUCGAAUAUUUUGGUUGCAUUCUUGCUUUGUUAUCUUCAUAUUGUUAAAAUUUAUCACAUUUAUAGUCAAGACCAGGUGAGGGAUUAGUUAAGAGAGAGAGAGAGAGAGAACAUGAAAAAGUGAGAAGGAUGAGGACUAGCAGGAAAUUUUGUAGUUUCGUUUUACUAGAUAUCAACCGAUAUUCAUUUUUAAUUUUAAUAUCUGUCAGACACAUCUGCUGGUGUUGGUGUUUAUUUAAAAUUUAUCAAACAUUUUUACUGGUGUAUGUUUACUACUUGUAUAAACAUUUUUUUUUAUUAUUUUCAAAAAUAAACACUUUAAAUAAUUUUGCAUCCAUUUUCAGCCCACCCGAAAUGGUGGGGUACUAGUCUUUAGGAGGGGUCUAUGGAGUGUGAAGGGGAUGUCAGUGUGACAGAUCCAAAAUUUAGAGAGAUGAAGUAGAUAGAUCGCCUUUUUGAGGUAAAGCUAGGGAGACCUGAGAGAUUUCUAACUAUUAGAGUGGUGAUAUGAGAGAGAGAAAAUAAGUCUGGUGCUGUCUUAUAAUUCAGAAUCUCAAAGGGCUUUUAUGUAAUUAGUAUCCAAUACUGUUUACAUACAAAGAUGCAUGAUGCAAAGUUUUCAGUAGUAAAUGUAAUUAAUUACAUGUUAUUUAUUUCCUCUGUUGAUUUUAUAUAUAGACUAUACAGAAUAUAUUGUAAAUGUUAAAUAAGAGAAUGUUAAGAUUGGUUUGGUUCCUGCAGCCAGCAAUGUUAUCCAAUGUUACUGUGUUAUUCUGGGAAUUCACUAAAGUGUAUUGUAUUUAGUCCAUAGUCGCCUUUAUACUGACACUAUUUGCUCAAAGUUGAUUAGAUCAUCAAUAUAUCUAUACACACUAUUUAUUACACGGCUUUAUUGGUGUGAGGUGUCUUGUGUUAAAGGAAUAUUAAAAACUUAAAUGUUG
Mizuhopecten yessoensis (Yesso scallop) is the source of this 1717-nucleotide messenger RNA. RefSeq lists its product as uncharacterized. The record is from RefSeq and is a predicted model, not a curated record. The coding region runs from base 91 to 477 and encodes 128 amino acids. NCBI's taxonomy places the organism in Eukaryota, Metazoa, Mollusca, Bivalvia, Pectinida, Pectinidae. The transcript is spliced from 3 exons.